Ochlerotatus camptorhynchus is the source of this 7008-nucleotide messenger RNA. It is a transcript of the gene obe, whose product is annotated as obelus. Gene Ontology annotation, molecular function: ATP binding; nucleic acid binding; ATP hydrolysis activity. Bases 291 to 6833 code for a protein of 2180 amino acids. The transcript is spliced from 8 exons. Lineage: Eukaryota; Metazoa; Arthropoda; Insecta; Diptera; Culicidae. The record is from RefSeq and is a predicted model, not a curated record.
ACAUCAGCACGAGCUGCUACGUUUGCAAGUGAGAAUUUUACCGAGAAAAUCGUUUUAUUUCUGGGUUUCUCUCGUUAAAUCAUUCGAAAAUUGCAUAUUUCAAACAAUUUUCCAUCUAUGCAAAGUGAAUCCAUUGCAAAUACUCAAAUAUCGAGUCAGUUACAAGUGUAAACACCAUUUGUCUGGCCUGGAAAAAAUAGUCUUAGUUGGUUUAGCUAACAUUACGAAAUACCCCCGGAACGGUGAUUCCCGCAUCCAGUAAGUUUCCUCAGGAGGACAAGCUUACCGCGAUGGCCGAUCUACCGAAAAUCUCCCGCUCGAUGCGGGCCAGCACAGAUCUGGACAUCCGUCGCGAACUCGCCAACCGGCCCGAAGAUCGCCCCACUCUGCAGAUGUUUCGCAGCAAAGAGGCUAAGAGUGGUGUUUCAUGGAAGGAACUGAAGCUGUUCAUCAACCAAAAAGUGGAUGCAACGGAAGCAUCAAUAUUAACCAAUAAGUUGCGCGAGCUUUGGAAUCACUGCCGGGAGAUGCUAGGCACCGAGGAAAAUGCCGUCCUGGUGGAUGAAGCAGCCAUCUUCAUCCUGCGAUUGUUCCUGGAUCAGAAGAUUGUCAUGCUGAAGCAUACCUCCCGCAUCAAGAAGAUGUUCGGCCAGGUCCCGAAUUCGUUGAUCAAUAAGAUGUGCAAGCUUGCUAAUGAAAUGAGCAAUCAUUUGAAUGAAGACUGUCGAAAGUAUCUCGUGGAAACAGAGAAGGAGAACCAAGACUGUAUCGUGGCCGUUUGGGGAGGACAUAUAAAAUGUCACAUGCCAGACAAUCUCAGCGGAGACUUUAGCUUGCUAACGGACUUAUCUCCUAUGCAACCAGCUGAAACGAAAUCUGCCGUGAAAUUUUCGAUGAAGUACGACAACAAAAAGCACGACCAACAACAGCCGCAACCCGGACCAAGUUCCUCUAAGUCAGCGGAUGAAAAGUACACCCGAAGCUGGCUAGCGAAACAGAUGUCACCGGAUCUGAUAGAUAAUUUGAUUGAGCUGCUCAAAUGUGGUAAAUCGAACGAUGAACUACAGGGUGAACUGGUAGAUUUCUUGGGCUUCGAUAAGUUUGAACUGAUCGAGGAGGUACUCCAGAAUCGGAAAAUAAUCAUAGAGCGAGUCAAAGCUAUGUCCCAGAUUAAUUUGUUCAAAGAGAAGGCCACCAAGAAGCUGGAGGCGAUGCAGCAUGCACCUUCCUAUCUUAUGCCGGUCAUGAUCCAAUCAGAGUCGGAAAAGCAACUGCGAAAGCAGGUCAACAAAGAGGAGAAGAAACUGAAAAAGUUCCUCAAUGCGGUGGGCGGAGAGGAAGAGGACGAAGAACUGGACCCCAUGAAGAUGAGAAUGAAUUAUCAACAAAGCUUGCUGAUGGCAGCCCAGAUGGCCCCACUUUUGGAUGACAGGCCUCCCAAAACGGUGGCUCCGAAACCUCCCAAACAGAUUAAGUACCCGAAUGUCUUCGAUUCCUAUAGUGAGGCUAAAUCGCACAUCGGGUUCAUUGCUGGCGGAAAGCUAAUGCUGCCGGACAACGUUGAGCGGAAUGAUACCAAAAUGUACGAAGAGGUCAAAAUCCCUGCCACCGAUCCACCGCCCCUGUCGAUUGGGAAUAAUCGAAUUCUGGUCAGUUCCAUGGACGAAAUUGGACAAAUAGCUUUCAAGGGUUGUAAAGAGCUAAAUAGGAUACAGACCAUAGUCUACCCUGCGGCCUAUCAUAGCAACGAGAAUCUUCUGGUCUGCGCUCCAACCGGCGCUGGUAAAACCAACGUAGCCAUGCUGACAAUUUUGCAUACUGUCCGGCAGUUUGUAGACCAAGGCGUCAUCCAUCGAGAUCAAUUCAAAAUCGUAUACGUAGCCCCCAUGAAAGCUCUGGCUGCGGAGAUGACCAGUAACUUUGGCAAGCGGUUACAACCCUUAGGAAUUUCUGUACGAGAACUCACCGGUGAUAUGCAGCUAACCAAAACUGAAAUGCAGCAAACGCAAAUGAUCGUCACAACGCCGGAAAAGUGGGACGUCGUCACCCGAAAAGGAGCUGGGGAUGUCGCCUUCAUUAGUCUCGUCAAGCUACUGAUUAUCGAUGAAGUUCACCUUCUUCACGGAGAACGUGGUCCAGUCGUGGAAGCACUAGUCGCUCGAACCCUCCGUUUGGUGGAAUCCUCGCAAAGUAUGAUCCGGAUCGUCGGUCUAUCAGCCACUCUACCGAACUACAUCGACGUUGCUCGAUUCCUACGGGUCAAUCCGAUGAUUGGCCUGUUCUUCUUCGAUUCACGCUUCCGUCCAGUUCCGCUCAGUACCAACUUCAUCGGUGUCAAAUCUCUGAAAGCUCUCCAGCAGAUGUCCGAUAUGGAUAUUAUCUGCUACGACCGCUGUAUCGAUAUGGUCCGCCAGGGUCACCAAGUGAUGGUGUUCGUCCAUGCGCGAAAUGCAACUGUGCGAACGGCGACUGUCAUCAAAGAAUUUGCCCAACAGAAGGGACAUAUCCAACUGCUAACACCGGAAAGCAGCCCGGACUAUGGCACUGCGAUGAAGGCGCUUUCCAAGAGUAGAAAUAAGCAGCUGGUAGAGCUGUUCCAAAGUGGCCUUGCAAUGCAUCACGCCGGAAUGCUGCGGCAGGAUCGAAAUUUGGUGGAGAAGUAUUUCGGCGAAGGAAUCAUCAAGGUCCUUGUCUGCACGGCCACCCUUGCUUGGGGUGUCAAUCUCCCGGCGCACGCAGUCAUCAUCAAGGGAACGGAAAUUUACGACUCCAAACACGGUACGUUUGUGGAUUUAGGUAUCCUGGAUGUGCUGCAAAUCUUCGGCCGUGCCGGUCGGCCUCAGUUUGACAAAAGUGGCGUGGGAACGAUCAUCACAACACAUGAAAAACUCAAUCACUAUCUGUCGCUGUUGACCAAUCAGUUCCCGAUCGAGUCCAACUUCAUCCAAUGUCUGGUGGACAACUUGAACGCUGAGGUGACACUAGGAACGAUCAGCAACGUUGAUGAAGCGAUCGAAUGGCUCAGUUAUACGUAUCUGUUCGUGCGGAUGCGGAUGAACCCCCAGUGCUAUGGACUGAACUAUCAAGAUCUACAGGAAGAUCCAACGUUGGAGCGGAAGCGUCGACAGUUGAUCAAUACGGCAGCAAUGGCGCUGGACAAGGCGCGGAUGUUAAGGUAUAAUGAACGAACAGGUGAUUUGAAUGUAACCGAUCUUGGGAGAACGGCUUCGCAUUUCUACAUCAAAUACGACACGGUGGAGGUGUUCAACGAGAUGCUGAAGCCCAUAAUGAACGAAGCGGACAUUAUAGCGAUGAUGUCCAACGCUCAGGAGUUUGAGCAACUGAAGGUUCGGGACGACGAGAUGGACGAGCUGGAUGAGUUGACGAAGAUUUAUUGUGAAGUUCCGGUUCGAGGAGGCAGUGAAAAUAUUCACGGUAAGGUAAACAUCCUGAUGCAGACGUAUCUAUCGAAGGGAUUUGUACGGUCGUUUUCGUUGAUUUCGGAUAUGUCGUACAUCACACAAAACGCGGUGAGAAUAGCACGUGCGCUGUUUACCAUCGUAAUUCGGCAGAAUAAUCCCAUCCUAGCCGGAAGGAUGCUGAACAUUAGCAAAAUGUUUGAAAAGCAGAUGUGGGAAUUUAUGACGCCCAUGUAUCAAUUUCCGAUAUUAUCAUUCGAUGUGAUCGAGAAAAUCGAGCAACGAGGACUCAGUGUUCUGGCUUUGAGGGAUAUGGAUCUGAUGGAGAUUGGUGAUAUGCUUCGGAAUCACCGGCAAGCGCAGGUUGUAAAGCGAUGCGCUGAAGAAUUCCCAUUGCUGGAAAUCGAGGCAUCUCUGCAGCCCAUCACCAGGACCGUUCUGCGAAUCCGCGUAUUCAUUACACCUGCGUUCAAGUGGAAUGAUCGCGUCCACGGUAAGACGGCAGAAUCGUUCUGGAUUUGGAUCGAAGACCCGGAGAGUAACUUCAUCUACCAUUCAGAAUACUUCCAAAUGACCAAGAAGCAGACCAUGCGACAAGAAGUACAAGAGUUGGUUAUGACCAUACCCCUGAAAGACCCACUUCCGCCACAGUAUUACAUCCGCGCAACCAGUGACACCUGGCUUGGAAGUUCCAAUCUCGUUCCACUUUCCUUCAAACAUCUCAUCCUACCGGAAGUACAUCCACCCCACACAGAACUACUUCCCCUUCAACCGCUGCCGGUGACCGUUCUGAACAAUCGAAAGUUCGAAGCGCUCUACAAAUUCACCCAUUUCAACCCGAUCCAAACGCAAAUCUUCCACUGUCUCUACCAUACUGACAACAAUGUCCUCCUGGGUGCCCCCACCGGAUCCGGAAAAACCAUCGCUGCCGAAAUCGCCAUGUUCCGGGUGUUCAAAACGCUCCCCAAAGGUAAGGUCGUCUACAUAGCGCCACUGAAGGCCCUGGUUAAAGAACGAAUCGACGACUGGAAGCAUCGUAUCGAGCAAAAAUUGGGUAAAAAGGUCGUCGAACUUACCGGUGACGUUACACCGGACAUCAAAGCCAUCAGGGAAUCGCAUGUGAUCGUUACAACCCCCGAAAAGUGGGACGGUAUUAGCCGAUCAUGGCAAACGCGUGACUACGUUCGAGAUGUCGCCCUGAUCGUGAUCGAUGAAAUCCAUUUGCUCGGAGAAGAUCGCGGCCCCGUUCUUGAGGUGAUCGUUUCUCGAACGAACUUUAUCGCUUCACACACCGAACGAACACUCCGCAUAGUAGGGCUAUCGACGGCCCUUGCCAACGCUCGAGAUCUCGCCAACUGGCUGGGCAUCGGAAUGAUGGGCCUGUACAACUUCAAACCUUCCGUUCGUCCGGUGCCACUGUCCGUUCACAUCCAAGGAUUUCCGGGAAAACACUACUGUCCCCGAAUGGCCACCAUGAAUCGACCUGCUUACCAGGCGAUUCGUCAGUAUUCACCAUGCACUCCGGCGUUGAUUUUCGUUGCGUCGCGUAAGCAAACACGCAUUACGGCGUUGGAUUUGAUUGCAUUCCUGGCCGGGGAGGACAAUCCGAAGCAGUUCCUGCACAUUCCGGAGCAUGAAAUGGAUCAGAUUCUGAUGAACAUAAAGGAUAACAACCUAAAGCUGACGCUGGCGUUCGGUAUUGGAAUCCAUCAUGCAGGUUUACAGGAGCGGGAUCGGAAAACGGCCGAGGAAUUGUUCCUACAUCGGAAGAUACAGGUGCUGAUUGCAACGGCCACGUUGGCCUGGGGAGUGAAUCUUCCGGCACAUCUAGUGAUCAUCAAGGGGACCGAGUUCUUUGAUGGAAAGCUGAAACGGUACGUUGAUAUGCCCAUUACGGAUGUGCUGCAGAUGAUGGGCAGAGCUGGUCGACCGCAGUUUGGAAACGAGGGAAUCGCGUGUGUGUUUGUGCAUGAUGUGAAGAAGAAUUUCUACAAAAAGUUCCUGUACGAUCCAUUCCCAGUGGAAUCGAGCCUGCUGGAGGUACUACCGGAUCAUGUGAAUGCGGAGAUUGUGGCUGGAACCGUUCAAACGAAGCAGGGUGUGCUCGAUUAUCUCACAUGGACGUAUUUCUUCCGGCGACUGUUACGCAAUCCGGCUUACUAUAAUUUGGAAGACGUUGAGCAGGCUCAAGUCAAUUACUUUUUAUCGACGUUGGUGCAAAAAGUGCUGGAUACUUUGCUUCGGGCGGGAUGUAUUGAGAUAGCUGACGAUGAACGAGGAUUGAUUCCGACGUCGAUGGGACGCAUAUCGUCGUACUACUACAUGUCGCACCAGAGCAUGCGACACUUUGCCGAUCGGAUGAGCCGCGACAUGAACUUCGAAGAGCUUCUGCGUGCGAUGGUGGACGCCUGGGAGUUUGAACAGCAACCUGUGCGGCACCAUGAAGAUGUAUACAAUACUGAUCUAGCCAAGUUGUGUCGGCUGAAAAUCGAUCCGCUGUCCGUGGAUAGUCCGCACACUAAGGUGUUCCUACUUAUGCAGGCUCAUCUCUCUCGUUUGCCACUACCGAAUUCUGACUACGGAACAGAUACGAAAUCCGUUCUGGAUCAGUCCAUACGUAUCAUUCAGGCUAUGAUUGACAUCACGGCGGAACGAGGCUGGCUGGUGAGCACCCUUGGAAUCCAGCAACUAAUGCAAUGUAUCGUUCAAGCUCGUUGGAUAGACGAUUCUGUGGUGAUGACACUCCCAAACGUCGAACCACACAACGCUCACGUGUUCAACCACAUUAAACUGGAUCACCCAUUCCUAACUCUUCCAGCACUGAAGGAAAAAUGUCACCGAAAGUACGAAAACCUUGCCGGUCCGUUGAGGCAGGAGUUUGAAGAACCGGAGAUUGAGCAAAUCUACAAAGUCAUCUGCUCACUCCCCGCCAUCAACGUUCAACUCGCAAUCCGUGGCCCGUGCGGUAACGAGCCGAGUUUGGACCGUCCGGUGGUACAACCACAAACCCGCGAAACCUGGAUGGAGAUCUACGCCGAUCAGGAAUAUGUACUGAACGUUCAAAUGAUACGGUUGGGCAGUUUCGAAUCGUUACACAUUCACUGUCCCAAAUUCCCUAAGGGCAAAGACGAGGGUUGGUUCCUUACGCUUGGUCACCAAGCGGAAGCGGAAUUGAUUGCUAUGAAGCGAUGUGUCUACCGUAGCAACAAGAGUUCGCAUCAGCUGUGCUUCAACGCGCCGAACCGAUUAGGUCGCUGUAUUUACACCGUGUACCUCAUGUCGGAUGGCUACAUCGGAUUGGACCAGCAGUACGACAUUCACUUGGAGGUGGUCGAGCCUCCGCGGAACGUACAGGAAUCAAUAGCAGGGGAAUGUGAUGCCGACUAUUACUCGUUGUUCAAAGAUAAACUGUGAGCUUCUGCUAAUACUAUUAUUCCACUUGAAGUCUUAUGAAAAAUCGUAAGCAUUGACGCACUAAUUAAAAAUGUGUUUUGUACACUGCUUCCGUAUAAUACGAUACCCGUAUACAGUGUAACAGGAGGUAAGUGUAUAAUUUCAAUGCCAUUUGUUGAUGUUUAGCCAAUAAAGC